CUACGUUUCUUCGAGGGUUCUGAGAAGCGUCUAGAUGAAAAGAUUGCGAAAAGGUUGGAUGAAGCGUGUCUUAUACUAAAGGAGCCUGAUGAAUUUGUCUCAGCCUGUUCACUUCAAAUUGUCACCAUGGAUGAACUAGGAAGAGACCAUUAUGUGUAUGUUUAUUUAUAGAUCACCUUGUUUGUGAAAUAUUAACAAUAGGCUUUAACCCUAAUACAAGGGGGGUCCUCAACAUUUUUGCGAUAAAUCCGCCUCAUUAAAUUUGUUUACUGCUCCGCUCGCUUACUUUCAACCCUUAAUCAACUUUUGAGACCAAAUAAUGCAAUAUUAAAAUGCAUGCUAAAGACCUGCAAGACACAAUUUUUUUUUUAGUGUCGGAAAUUGCGUUGCUUAGGUAACUGCAUUUUAUGGCAAAAAACCAGGAAAACUCAUUACGGAUCUAAUACUUCAUCAGUUUUUUCCCAGUACUCAUAAAAGUUGACACCAACAUUCAUCAUGUGUAAAGACAUGCAAAAUUCAUUUGAAGUACAGGACAUUAUUGGUUGUAAAAUACUUAUUUCUUGUUACUCUCUCAAUUCCUAUUUCAGGCUCCCAAAGAGUGCCGAAGCCACCAUCUACCUCCGCAGGCCUCACUCCGCCUGCAGUGUCGCGUCCCAUCUCAACGACCUGCAUCACAUAAUACAUUCCCCUGCUACCCCACAGAAGUCUGUCCUCCUCCUCCUUGUAGAUGGUGGCCCCGACUUCAAUGUCAAUUUUCAAGUCAACUCUUUUUUUACGGCCAGUUUUUUUUUCAAGAAAACCUCGACGCACUUAUAAUUACUCAAUACUGUCCCGGGCAAUCGGCAUACAAUCCAAUAGAACACCUUUGGGCCCCCUGCACACAGGCACUUACUUCCGUCUACCUUCCGAACACCUUGCCAGAUGAAGAUCUUCCUCCAUCCAUGCAAACUGGCCUUACAGCCGAGGAAAAGGAGCAGAAAGAGCAGCGUGUAUUUGAUGAGGCCAUGAGGAGGGUGAAGGAAAGCUACUGGAGGGACUUGAGAUUUGCUGGUCACCAGGUGAAUGUGCAGGUUGUACCUAGUGGGAGACCACCACAUCCAUACGGUCAAGACUACCAGGCAGUCAAGAAGAUACUUGGGAAGUCCGCCCGUCAGCUGUCCCUCCAGCACCCAGACAUCCUCCAACUCAAGCAAAAUGCACAGCACAUGGACAGACGGAUUGGGACAACAAUCUUUGUAAAAUGUUCAUCAUGCCCUCACUGUAUUCAAAAUCCCAUCAAGACAUCACCAGAACUAAUGUCCACCCUAAGGUCAUUCCCCUCCCCAAGUCCCAGUCCCUCCCAUCCCGGACACUUUACUACAUAUAAAGAAUCACUACAAAUCCCUGUCAAUCCAUGCCAACACCUCCCCCUCUACAUUAGUAAGGGCUUUGGAAGAUGUGCAGAAGAUAAAUAUAAUUACCUAUUCACCAGUAAGGCUGAAUAAUCAAACAAGUCAAAGACUGCGCCUGAACCACUGCUGAUUUGCGAUGCACCUGAUUGCCUGUUAGAAGGCAAACCUCAGAAGAAGGAGGACUGGGCAAAAUGUGAAGUCUCUGGUGGCUGGAUGCAUUAUAAAUGGGUUGGACUGGAAAAUCCACCACCACAACCCAGGACAAACUACAUUUUGUCCUUUUUGCCAAGCAAAGUUCAAGUAGAGAUCUGCAAUGAUUG
Messenger RNA from Lytechinus variegatus (green sea urchin), 1711 nucleotides. RefSeq lists its product as uncharacterized. The record is from RefSeq and is a predicted model, not a curated record. NCBI's taxonomy places the organism in Eukaryota, Metazoa, Echinodermata, Echinoidea, Temnopleuroida, Toxopneustidae. The coding region runs from base 942 to 1484 and encodes 180 amino acids. The transcript is spliced from 2 exons.